Messenger RNA from Morchella importuna, 1320 nucleotides. RefSeq lists its product as uncharacterized. Gene Ontology annotation, biological process: nucleoside transmembrane transport. Gene Ontology annotation, cellular component: plasma membrane; fungal-type vacuole membrane. Bases 1 to 1320 code for a protein of 439 amino acids. The record is from RefSeq and is a predicted model, not a curated record. The transcript is spliced from 4 exons. NCBI's taxonomy places the organism in Eukaryota, Fungi, Ascomycota, Pezizomycetes, Pezizales, Morchellaceae. Gene Ontology annotation, molecular function: nucleobase transmembrane transporter activity; nicotinamide riboside transmembrane transporter activity.
AUGGACCGCAUCAGAAAGUGGUUUUCGCAGCAAGAGACACAGGCCUACACGGCGCUGGCGUCGGACCCGGACUCGGAGGCCUCCACGCUCACCCCCGCCGACGUCGACAUCGACAUCGACACGGACGACAGCCUCCCCGGCGGGCCCAUCUCAAAAUUCCAAUACUUUGUCUUUUGCCUCCUCGGAUGCGCCAUGUUGUGGAGCUGGAACAUGUUCAUGGCCUGCGCAACCUACUUCCAACGGCGCUUCGACGGCAGCGACUUCCUGCUGACAAACUUCCAGUCGCUGAUCCUCGUCUCCUCGACCGUGACCAACCUGGCCGGGUCCUACUGGCUGUCCAAGCGCCAGGCAACGGCCGACUACCCGCGCCGCAUCUGGCUGUCGCUCGUGCUCAACUGCGUGCUCACGGCGGUGCUGGCCGCGAGCACGGUCGUGUGGAUCGUGGGCCCCGCGGCCUAUAUCCUGGUGGUGCUGCUGUGCGUGGUGGUGGCCGCGUGGAGCACGGCGCUGUCGCAGAAUGGCGUGUUUGCGUUUGUGAAUACGUUUGGCGGCGUGUAUAUGCAGGCUGUCAUGACCGGCCAAGCCAUCGCCGGCGUCCUCCCCGCAAUCGCACAAAUCAUCACCGUCGUCCUAGUCCCCACAACCGACACCGACUCGCAAGCGGCCUCCCCCAAAUCCGCCUUCCUCUACUUCCUCACCGCCACCUCUGUCUCGGCCCUCUCCCUCCUCCUCUUCUUCACCCUCCUCGCCCGCCACUCCUCCUCCACCUCCACCAACAAACUCCCCACCGACACCACCCCCGCCACCACCACCGCACCCCUCGAGACCCCCGCCACCCCACACAGAAAAGAAGUCCCCCUCUGGACCCUCUUCAAAAAGCUCCGCUACCUCGCCACCGCCCUGUGGCUGACCUUCUUCGUCACAAUGGCCUUCCCAGUGUACACACAGCUCAUCGUCUCCGUCCGCCCCCUCACGCCCGACACCCCGCGCCUGUUCACACCCGACGUCUUCAUCCCGCUCUCCUUCCUGAUCUGGAACCUCGGGGACCUAGGCGGCCGGCUGCUGUGCGGCGUGUACCAGUGGCGCGGGCGCCCCGAGGCGCUCACGCUCAUGGCGCUCGCGCGAGUAGUGUUUGUGCCGGCGCUGGCGGCGUGUAAUGUGCGCGGCGAGGGCGCGCUGGUGGGGGUGAUGUGUGGUACUGGAGCGGCGCCGGAGGUGGUGGGGAGGGGGGAGAGGGAGGCGGUGGGAGGGUUUAUGGGGUUGUGUUUGGUGGUGGGGUUGGCGGCGGGGAGUGCGGCGAGCUUUUUGGUGGGGGCGUAG